UGCAGCGCAACACACACACACAGAGAGAGGGGCUGAAUAUGAAUUCAACUGCAAUCCCUUUUUUAUUUUGUUGCAACGUCUAACUUUAUAGACAACAUACUGUACACUCCCGAAUGAGGAUGAACUUGGGCAGAGUAGUUGUUCUUGCUGGUUUAAGUGGGAUUGUGAGUUUCAGCUUACUGGUUUCUGCUAUUGCAACCGACCACUGGUACAUCCUGGAAGUGAACGAACCGAACAGCACUGUCGACCCGGGCGAGCUGAAUUCUCACUCCGGACUGUGGAGGACUUGCGAAGACAUGUUCAAGGCCGUUGUGAUCCUGCUGCCCCUCAGCCUGGUGAUGCUGGUGUUUGGAGGGAUCUGUGGGCUCGUCAGCUCCCUGUCAAAGAGCAUCUCCCUGCUUGUGCUUACUGGAUCCUACCUCCUCCUCUGCAGCCUCCUCACGCUCUCGGGGGUCAGCGUCUACAUCAUUUACUCCAAGCUGGCAUUUGAGAUCAUCGUGCAGGAGUACGGCGUACAGCAGUUCGCCCACGUGCACAUCGCGUUCGGCUGGUCAUUGGCAAUGGCCUGGCUGUCCUUUACUAUGGAGAUCAUCGCAGGGUCACUGCUGCUACUGGCUGCCAAGAUAACUGAUACCCAGCACAACUUAGAGGCUACCGCGGGGUACUCCCUCCCCAUGGAAGAAGGGCUCUGAGCAUUGCAUGCUUAAUAAUCUGCUGUAUUACAAAUUGUAUUGCAGCGUUGAUAUUACAGCUUCCCUGCCAACGCUUCUACACACAGUUACCACCUCCUUAAGCCUUUCAGCUGACAGAGAGAGACGGUAGAGGCAGUACACUGAGGUAUUGUGUUAAUGUUUCAUACAUUGCUGUAUUCUUUGAUUGCUUAAGUAAGAAAAGCACUGUUUCAGUGCCAUAUUGUUUUAACCCCUGUGUAUCAAGAGUACACAUCACUCGCUUCUUGACAGUGUCUUUGUAGUUGGUGCACAGCUGUAUUCAAUGAUUUUUUCAAUGCAGAAACAGAUUUUUUCAAGUUUUCAGAAACUGUUUUAAGCAAGCAGCACAGUAGCAUGCAUAGGGGCUAUACUUCCUACCAUGAGGAGCCAAGCCCUCAACUGUGAUGCCAGACCAACAGGGAGUCUCUGCUUCUGUUUGAUGGGUGGGGACCAUCUCCUGUUGGCGUGAGUAGGGAGGUCGUCAACAGCAACGCAAUUGGAAUGAAGGUAGCACAUACGCUCCAAAUUGUUGAUUGCAUUGAGGAUAACGUUUUUGCAAUCGGGCUGCUGCUGUGCGUUUUAUAACUUUCUUACUGAAGCCCAUGGCCUGGU
Polyodon spathula (Mississippi paddlefish) is the source of this 1322-nucleotide messenger RNA. RefSeq names its product transmembrane protein 235-like. NCBI's taxonomy places the organism in Eukaryota, Metazoa, Chordata, Actinopteri, Acipenseriformes, Polyodontidae. The coding region runs from base 114 to 692 and encodes 192 amino acids. The record is from RefSeq and is a predicted model, not a curated record. The transcript is spliced from 3 exons. Gene Ontology annotation, cellular component: apical plasma membrane.